Suhomyces tanzawaensis NRRL Y-17324 is the source of this 1401-nucleotide messenger RNA. It is a transcript of the gene ORC4, whose product is annotated as origin recognition complex subunit 4. The record is from RefSeq and is a predicted model, not a curated record. Bases 1 to 1401 code for a protein of 466 amino acids. NCBI's taxonomy places the organism in Eukaryota, Fungi, Ascomycota, Pichiomycetes, Serinales, Debaryomycetaceae. Gene Ontology annotation, biological process: DNA replication; DNA replication initiation. Gene Ontology annotation, molecular function: ATP hydrolysis activity; DNA replication origin binding. Gene Ontology annotation, cellular component: nucleus; nuclear origin of replication recognition complex. The transcript has a single exon.
AUGGGAAACUUCAACAAUAUACUUGAAUCCAAGUCUCUUAAGGAUAAGUAUAUAGAAAUCCACAAGCUACUUGAGCAUACUAUACGAGAUAAUGAGGGCCAUUCCAUUAUGAUCAUUGGCCCUCGGUCCUCCGGAAAGACUUCACUUGUGAACGCAGCCUUGGCCGAUAUGGAAACCAAGUAUGGGGGACAGUAUAUCGUAUUCAAGUUGAAUGCUUUUAUCCAUUCAGACGACAAUUCGGCUUUGAGAGAAAUAGCCAAGCAAUUGGAUAAUAACUUGAACCGGAAUAUGGACCAAAACACUGUGACAGACGAGUUGCAGACGUUUGAACAACGGUCUAUCAGUGACACAAUGAAUAUCAUCUUGAAUACCCUCAACAAAAGAAAUGAAGAGAAACCACUUUUGACUGGUAGAUUGCAGUCCGAAGAAAACCCGGAAGAAAAACUCUCGUUAAUCUUCAUUAUAGAGGAGUUUGAAAAGUUCACAGAUAACAAUAAGCAAACGCUCUUGUACAACUUGUUCGACUCCUCCCAGAAUAGCUCGGUGCCUAUUUGUGUUGUCGGUAUUUCGAGCAAGAUUAUUACCAGAGAAUUGCUCGAAAAAAGAGUCAGAAGUAGGUUUUCACAAAGAAUGAUAUCCAUUAAUAAACCAAAUACGCUCGAAGAAUUUUGGGCAAACGCAAGGCUAGCAUUGACAUUAAAUGACAAUAAAAUCGAGGAGUUGACUGAUAAAGCUUUUGGUCGCGAAUGGAACAGCCACGUUGAUCAUCUUUUUCAUUCUAGCACUGUUUUCAAAAGAAUGCUCUAUCAAAAUUACUACACAGUAAAGAACUAUAAGGAUUUCAAUAACGCAUGCAUAUUUCCAAUGUCUAAAAUAACCACCGAAUCUCCAUUUCUACAAGAUAAGCAUUUUCAAAAGUACAUUCAGAAUCAAUCCACAAACCAUACGCAGGAGCUCGUCAAAUCGUUAUCUUCUUUGGAGUUGUUAUUGACUAUCGCUGCUGCAAGGUGGGUUGAGAAACACGAUCUCCAGGUCAUAAACUUCAAUUUGGCCUAUAAAGAAUAUGAAGAUAUGAUGAAAGGAUUCAACGUAAAUUCUACUUCCACGGUUGCUUCUGCCAAUAAUUUCGAUAGUAAGGUCAUCACCAACAUCAAGAUCAACCAAAAGAUUUGGUCCGCCAAUGUGUUGAAGAACAACUGGGAGAUAUUAUAUAAAUUGGGUCUAUUAUUGGAUUCCACUGGAUUAACUACCAAUAAUGAUGGUCAUAUUAUCACCAAUAUUAAUUUAAACAAGAACUUGAUUAUUGAGGAGAACAAAAUGGUACAAUUGGAUGUAUCUUUGGAUGAGCUAGGCAAUUUAAUCGACGAUCUGAACGUCUACAAGAAAUUGACCAGAUUGUGA